Lytechinus variegatus (green sea urchin) is the source of this 2343-nucleotide messenger RNA. Its product is annotated as monocarboxylate transporter 10-like. Gene Ontology annotation, biological process: transmembrane transport. Bases 572 to 2071 code for a protein of 499 amino acids. Gene Ontology annotation, molecular function: transmembrane transporter activity. Lineage: Eukaryota; Metazoa; Echinodermata; Echinoidea; Temnopleuroida; Toxopneustidae. The record is from RefSeq and is a predicted model, not a curated record. The transcript has 8 exons.
CCAAGGCAGAAGUGGAAAGACAGACGGAUUCAGCCAGCAUCAGAAUCAAACAUCAUACGAUGUUGACCCUUCACAAGAUGUCCAAGCUCGCGACAGUGAACCGGAAACAGAGCUAAGAUUAGCAUUGCAUAUCAAAGUAAACAAGUGAUAGUCUGUCUGACCUGCUGAUUCGCUGCCUUCAUCUUAAAUAAACCUUAUAAUAUGCCGUUUUAUUUUUUUAUAGAAUAGUCAAAUGUAAACACAUCUAGACAAUACGGAUAUGUACUUCAGUUUCGAGGUAAGAAUUUAGUGAAUGGCUGCUCUAUCAUAAAGGCACCGAUAUCUCGCAUCGUACAGCUGAUACGAGAAUAUAUCUCACAAUAAAACAUGAAUGUUUCCCUGUUGCCCCCUACAAAAAUCUCAAUUUGUUGCAUCAGUGAUCCAACAGCAUACGCAUUUUCUACUUCAUCUUCAUACACUGGAUAACAAAUAGAUUAAUUGAAACAACUGAAAACAUAGCAGACCUAAAAAAAAAGUCUGAAGGCAUCUGAAAACCGGAUUUCAGGAAAACAUAUUUUAAAAAGUGUUAGUCAUGACUGCUAAGGGUAAGGCUGUGGAACAUAAACUUGCCAGCAGAGAUGGAGUUUAUUCGAAGCAGGAUGAUGUUGAUUUCAAAAACCCUUCAGCCAAACGAAACAUUACCUGCAAGGCUCUGUGGGAAGACCCAACGUAUUUCCGAUGGAUCAGUACCUUCAUCUGGGCUUCGGUCAGCAUUUUCAACUUUGGUAUUAUUGGAGACUUCAGCAUGUUCUUCAUCUAUAUCGAAGAGGAUCUUAGAGCAUCCGUGAUGGAAUUAAACUGGCUAGGUAGUCUUCCAUGGAUUCUCUUCAGUGUGUGUUCACCACUCACCACACCCAUCGUCAAAGUCCUCGGAUAUCGCUACACUCUUGUCGGGUCUAACCUUGUCUGCGCCAUUGGGCUCUUUGCCACCAGCUUCCCGCACCAGAUAUGGCCGAUGUAUCUCACGUACAGUCUGGUGUUCGGCGGAAGCACGAUUAUUUAUUAUACUGCCGGAUGUAUCUAUGUCACAGGUUACUUUGACCAGAAGUCCUGUACCGGUCCGGUGUCUUCCAUGGGAUUCUUUUAUGAGAUAGCUGUUCUGGUAUUUAGUCCCAUCAUCCAGGUGACUGCCGAUGCAUGGGGGUGGCGCUGGUCGGUUCGCCUCCUCUCUUCAUGCACACUUGUCUGUUCUGGGCUUCUUGUUAUAUUCAUCAGGCAACCUCCGUUAGAUCUCUCGGGACGGGUUAUCAAUCCAGUCACCAAUGAUGAAGAUCAAGGAAAAGAGGCAAUCGAUGUCCAUGAACCAUGCUUAGCGACCACGAAAGACACCGAGGCCAAUGAUGCGGUGACGACGUCGCGAGAGAGAUACAUCAAGAUGAUAUCGAUGCCAUCUUUCUGGGUCUUCGAGUUGAGCAUAAUGUUAUCGUUUACAGCGUUGUCGUUCAGUAACAUUAAUCUCGGCAGCUACCUCUACUCCGUCGGAAUCUCUACUGGAGUUACUGCGAUUUUACACUCGUCUUUGGCAGGAGGAGGGGUACUCGGGCGGUCCCUCGUCAUGUUUCUCUCCCACAAACUACCCGUCCCCAUUUCAAGCAUCUAUCCAAUCAUCGCCAUCUUGAAUUGUUUCCUCUCCAUCCUCAUAUUAAUAACAUCCAGUUUACCGGUACUCUACAUCUAUUCCACAGCCGUGGGCUUUCUGCGUGCUCUGUAUUUCUCCCUGGCGACUGGACUUGCGGUGGAACUCUUUGGUAUCACGAAUGCGGCUCAGGGGUAUGUGGGACUGUUCUUUGCUUACGGCAUAGCCGGAGUACUUGCUGCCGUGUUACCAGGUAUAACACAUGGUCUUACUGGAUCUUAUACAGUCACGGUGAUUACUUGUGCAGUAUUCUGGGGUAUUUCCUUCCUUCUCUUUGCCGUUGUCUACCUCCUGUACCGCCGCCGACAAAAGAGGGGGUUAGAAGCUGUGAGAAUAUCAGCGAAAUCACAAUUACGUGUACACAGUGAUGAAAACUAUGCAACGAAGAGCCUAUAAAAGGGAACGUUGGAAACAAGAUAUACUUGGAGGCUAGGCAUGGCAAUGGGGAAAUGCAAGAUUUUAAAAAGAUUUAAAAACAUUAUUAAAAAAAUAAAGAUAUAGAUGUCGACAUGAAGGAGCUGAAGAAAUCAAGUUUAAUGGAUGGUGUUUAUUUCGAGUACAGCACCGGAGAGAUUACUAAGGUCCGCAAUGUUAUCAAGUUGGUUAUUAUUUAUAGCAGAUGUAUGAAAGAAACAUCUCAAAGAUGGUUUGUUGAAAAUCCAACAAAG